AUGAUAAGAAAUUUGUUUCGUCCUUUAGCUUAAAUCCAAAAGCGAUUCUAACCCUUCUAUUACUUUUCCUUUUCUAAAUCUAAUAAAUAAGAUAAAGAAACAUAUUAAUUAAUCCUAAAAAAUUAGGAAUUUGACAAGUUAGUUGAAUAUUGGGAUAGCAAGACCUCUUAACCUAAAUAAAACUCUGUUUCCAUACAGAAAGUAUUGUAGAAAAUAAAUCUUGCUGAAAAUUUGAUUGGAAGUGAAUUGUAAGAUAAGAAUUGGGAAUUUUUCGAGGAAAUGUUUGAUAAAAACUUUAUUGAAAGAUUAUACAUACCAAAGCAAUACCCUUAAAAGAUUUAAUUAAUAUUAAAUAUCUCAAUGGAAUUGUCAUUAUUGGAAUACUAAUAUAGAUUAAACAGAAGAGAAAUAUUACAAUUAGAAUAAGUUUUAGAUCGUAUCAAAGGUAUUUUAGAAAACAUAUAUAACUUUGAAUCAAAAAUAAGCGAUUUAGGAGAAGCUGAGUUUAAUAAUCUCUUAAGACAAUCAUAAUACUUUGACAUGAAGGCCUUUUAUUAGAAAACAUUAAAUCCUGAGGGUUAUGUUCAAUUUUUAGAAGAAUCUACUAAGUGUUUAGAUUAAGCAGUUAAAAUUGUGAACGACAUAAUCAAACAUAAGGAGAAUGUAGAGUAGAUCAAAUAUUAAGUUGGCAAACAAUAAGCUAUGAGUAAAAUUGCCAGAAAUUUUGAAAUUUUGGCUGAAUUCUUAUUAAUUUCAGGGCAAGAAGAAGAAUCAAGAUCUUUUUUAGAAAAAGCUCUUGAAAUAUAUGAAACCUUUGCCAGUGGCAUUACACCUAAAUCCAUCUUAUGUUAAUGCAGAAUUGCAAGAUCAUACUUGAGAGAAAAUUAUGAGAAGUCCUGUUAAUUAAUCUCUGGAUUGUAUGACGAGAUUUCAUAAUAUGGAGAAUCUGAAUUCUUAUUAUUAGUAUAAAUGUAUAAAUUCGUCAUUCUGUCCUAAAAAGAAGUAGAUGAGGCAGAAUACGAAAAGCUUUUUGAGUCAAUGAAAAAUUUCAGAGUCACAGAUCCAUAUAUUAUAUCUGAAGUAUUGUACUUAUCUCUAGAAUAUACCUUUAAAUAAGGAUAUAGUAAAGCAUUGUCUGAACAUUUACAUUAAGCCUUAAUUCUUAUUGAAAAUAGUUCUGAAAAGAUAAAUUUGGAAUAGCUACUCCAUUUAACAGCCUAAAUAAUUAUUGAGUUACCUGUUGAUGUCAAAGAUCAAUAGAGUUUAUUAAAGGUGAUUUAUGAAAAUUUUGAGAAGUUUAGGAAUAGAAUAGAUGAUGCAUACUUCUAAGAUCAUUUAUUAUUGAAAGCAUUAAUUAGAGCCAAACUACUAUAAUUUGAUAAAGAAGGACCAGAAAUAAUCAUAAAACCAAUUUUAUAAUUUAUUGAACAAGCUUAAAAUGGUAAAGAACCAUAAUUCCUAAAUCAUAUUAAAUAAAUUUAGAGAUUUUUAGAGAAGAAUGGACUUAUCUUUGCUAAGAAAUAAAUUGAAGACUUAAGCUCUCAAAAAUGA
Molecule: messenger RNA, 1551 nt
Organism: Paramecium tetraurelia
Lineage: Eukaryota; Ciliophora; Oligohymenophorea; Peniculida; Parameciidae
Exons: 5
Source: RefSeq, a predicted model, not a curated record